Chondrus crispus (carragheen) is the source of this 957-nucleotide messenger RNA. RefSeq lists its product as hypothetical. Bases 1 to 957 code for a protein of 318 amino acids. The transcript has a single exon. NCBI's taxonomy places the organism in Eukaryota, Rhodophyta, Florideophyceae, Gigartinales, Gigartinaceae. The record is from RefSeq and is a predicted model, not a curated record.
AUGCGGUUUCUUCGUGUGUUACGCGGCGGGAUAAUAGCAGCAAUUGAAUUUGAGUGCGACAGCCCUGAGCUGCUGGAUCAUAUAGGAAAAGUACUGCACGGCGUCGCUGAUCGCGUUGAAACAUUCUACCAGUUCUACUCAAGCCCUGCUGCUCAAAGAUUCUCGGCAGGAAUGUAUGCCGUGAAGUGGAACGGAACUAACUUCACGGAACUGCGACAAAAAUUCUUGUCGGAGAAGUCCCUUGCUUCCAAGUUAGAGGGGAACGUGAUUAAUAAUUACGUGUCCCCGUGUCGCACUGGAGUGUUCUUCCCAGCACAUCCACAAGUGCGGCCGAUGCCGUUGAAUGACGAGCUCAAUAAUAUGAACAGCAAGGAUGCUUUCGGGAUUUGUUCAAAAUCCUACUUUCAGGGAACCAGAAGUUUCACCCCGGGUGCAUUAACAUUUCUAUGCUCCUGCUCAAAUCCUCUCAUUAUGGGAUUCAAGGUGUUGGAGAAGAAUGAAGGUCCAAGAGCAGUACUAGAUAUAAUCAUUUCCUGUUUCGCAACCUUACCGAGACACGUUAUUUAUGACUUCGCCUGUGGUCUAUACUCCGCAGCUGUGAACAACCUUUGGUGGGCUCUAGAAGAUACCACAGUGGUUUCAGACAACCUGCACGCACGGAACCACACGUGCUCACCAACCUUCACGCCUACUGCACAUGAUUCUCUCAAUAUGACGAAUACGGUAUCUCAUGAGCAAAGAAACAGUACGAUAACGCAGAUGCAAGACAGUCUCAGAGCCACCUCUCAAGAGAGUUACAUAGCAUUACUGGCUUACCAAGCCUGUUUGUUGAAUUUGAAAGCAAAGACGUUGUCUUCUCCAAACUAUGAGACAAGGUCUGAGCCAUAUCUCAACGAAAAUCACCUGGAAUGGGCCUGGUUUCAUUGUCUUGGAUGGAGCUGUCCAUGCUGCGACUGA